AUGAAAUAUAUUUUAGGAAAGAAAAUAUUGAAAUUAUUUAUUAAUAGUGAUUCAAAAUUUUUUUCUCUUUCUAUUUCAGAAUUACAAUAUUUAAAUAUUUUAGGGACUGAACAGUGCUUUUCAGAAAUCGAAUAUUUUUAUUCUGAUAAUAAUGCUAAUAGUAAUAUUUUAAAAGGAUUGGCUAAAAUAAAUACAUCAAUUAAAAAAUUGGAAUUUUAUAUUAUGUAUAUCGACGACGAUGAUCAUGGAAUCGUUAAAUUAAUUGAAGUUCAAAAAAGCUUAAAAGAAGUCAUCUUUAGGAAUUCAAGGGGAACUAAUGAAACCUAUUGCAAAUUACUUGAAAACUCACUAAUUACGUAUGCAAAUAGUGUACAAUAUUUGAGAAUAGAUUGGAAGCCUAUCACAGAAUUUCUUUCAAAUUUUGUAAAUUUAGUAAGUUUAGAUUUAAUGGAUCAUUCUUAUGAUUAUUUCAAAACUUGGAAUAAUUUAGAAAAAGCAUCAUUUCCUUUUUUAAAAUUUUUAAAAUCUGAACGAGUUCCACCUUGGGUUUUAGCAAAUUUAAUUAAAAAUACAAAAGGUCAUCUCAUUAAAAUUAAUAUUUUUAAUUAUCAAGAUGUUGAUGAUGGAAGACUUAUCAAAGCAAUUUAUCAAAAUUGUCCGAAGCUUAAUUAUCUUAGAUUACAAUUAUCAAAUGAAUAUGUUUCAGAUUUUGAAAGUUUAUUAAUCAAUUGUCAAUUUUUAUUUAAAUUAGAUAUUAUUGGUAUGGAUAACUUUAAUUGGAAUAAAUUAUUUGACAUAUUGACAAAAUUUUCACCAAUUAACUUGUACAA
Molecule: messenger RNA, 830 nt
Organism: Rhizophagus irregularis DAOM 181602=DAOM 197198
Lineage: Eukaryota; Fungi; Glomeromycota; Glomeromycetes; Glomerales; Glomeraceae
Source: RefSeq, a predicted model, not a curated record